Messenger RNA from Copidosoma floridanum, 3187 nucleotides. Its product is annotated as glucocorticoid-induced transcript 1 protein. NCBI's taxonomy places the organism in Eukaryota, Metazoa, Arthropoda, Insecta, Hymenoptera, Encyrtidae. The record is from RefSeq and is a predicted model, not a curated record.
UAUAUCUAUUAAUUUUUAUCGAUUAAAGAAGUAUCGUUACUGUUGUUAGUCAUAGGAUACAUGAUUAUUUUUCAAUACUCAGUACACUUACUCACUACCAUUCACACGUAAAGAUAUGCAGUAUGUACUUAUUAUGUAGCGUGUACGUACAUAUACCACAGGUAAUCCUACUCUCUACGUGUACGUAGUACGUACUUGAUAAUAUACAAGUGUGUGUGUGAAGAUUUGUAUAUAUAUGGUUAUGGUACCAGUCUACAAGACUACAAGUGCCGUGCGUGCAAUAGUACUACAUUUAACAAUGAACGGCUGAACGAAGGACGAGACGACGUCGACUCGACGAGGUUGUAUACCUAUAUAUAUAUAUAUUCAAGUAGCAGCCGGAAAAGAAUUGAGCAUACUCGAGCAUAAUAUACCCUUGUACACAGGUAUAAUGAAUUAAAUGAUAAUUAGUUUACAAAAAAAUAUCAGCAGCAGUACCCUAAAUCCUUGGUACUAUACAUAUACAAUCGCCCAUCGGGGAAGAUAAAGAAAAAGACACGUAUAGCCGUAAGAGAGAGGAGAAGAGAGCGCGAGACGCGAGAGAGAGGAAAGGAAGAUACGACAGCAGUUAUAUAGAACGCGGACGUACUCUUGUGAGUCUUGCGGUGUGCAUGGUGAGAAGAAAGAGAGAGGAGAGAGGAAUAUUAUACUGUGGAACAAGACACGCGCGUGUAUAAAAAAGAGCCUCUAUCAUAUGUGUACUACUAUAUAUACGAGAGGCCGAGAGGGGUGUCCUCCUCCCCGUCCCCUAACACGACCCGACCCGGACUCUUGUGAGUGUGCAAUGUGUAAACGACGUGAGUACGAGUACGACGAUCGUAUGCAGUCAUCGUGGUGGUGGAGUACGUAGUAUACGUACUACGUAUGGGUAGCGCGACGCGAGGAGCGUAGGCAAGAAAGAAAUAGUAAGCCAGCCAGAGAGCAGCAGAGCGCAUCAGAGAACGGCGGCGUCAGCAGCGGACGCACGGUCUGCCGGACCUCUUUCUCUCUCUCGUAGUCUCGUACACACGGUUUCUCUCUGCUGCAGCUCUAUACCCCGCGGAUGAGAUAGUACCAGCAUCCCUUCGCGCUCGUCGUCGUAGAGUCGUCGUAAUCAUCAUCGGCGCCUUCUUUGCCAUAGUGUGCACACAGAGUGCUAGCUGCUGCCUCUGAUAGAUUUUGGAGCAGCGCAAACAUCCUCGUCGCCGUAUACCUGGUGUCUCGCCUAGCUGGUCGAUCAAGACCUAGACGUGCACUUUGAGGGUAAAGCUGACACUGCAGGUAUAAGAUGUCGGCCUCAUCGCAGCGGAUUGAGCGGAUGCGCAAGUCCUCGCCAUGCUCAACGGGCAAGCAGGGCCCGAUGCGGGCCACUCUGCCCGUCAGCUCAUUGCUCCGGCAAAGCAGGCAACAACCGCCCGGCAGUAGCGGCGCCGGAACCACCAAUGCCGGUCCCGGGGGGCCCCGCAAGAGCAACAGCAGCAGCCCCAACGUCUCGCCGACCAAUAGCGCUAACGCGGCCACGAGCACGGGCACCGGGACCCCCACCGGCGUUGUGAGCCUCGUCGUCGUUGGGCCCAAUGGUGCCACAAGUUCUGCCAGUGCUGGUGGUGCUGGUUCAGGAAGCGCUGCCGGAUCUGCUGGCGCGACGAACGUUGCGUCGUCCAGCUGCUCUGGUGGCUGGAGGGCCCGAAUCUCGCCGGAGGCAGCUGCUUCCGGACAACGGAGUCCCGGUUCCCUUUCUUGCAAGGGCUACUUUGCCAAGUCCAAGACCCUCAGUGCCCGUUGCUCCGACAGUCUUGGCGCCGGUCAGAGCAUCCGCAGGACCGCAUCUCUUGACACGAUCUACCUCAAGGGCCAGUGGCCCCGCGACUCUCAUUCUCAUUACAUGCAUCACACCAGUCUACUCGUCGACAAGGCUACUCAGACUGAUGACUGGUCCAAUGAGCUCAAAAAGCCCCACAGCCGUCAUGCAACAGAACAAAGCAUUCCAGAUGAAAAACUGGAAAAGUACUUUAGGCAUCGGUUACAACAACGAACAAAUAAGGAAAGCAAUAGCAGUAGAGAGAGAACAGCUGCAUUUGGUCUUAUUAUGCCUGGUGGUCCACCACCAGCUCUACCUGGAGAUCACUCUGUUCUUUUGCCUAGUAUUGCUUCACAAACGUCUGCCUUCAAUCAAUUUAACUUAGGUACAAAGGCAAGUCCUAUGAAUAUACCUGUAAAACCUAUGAGGCCUCCUAUGCGUUCUUCGAUUGAAGGAUUGAACCAAGAAAUCGAAGGUCUAGUGCUUAAAUCCUCUAACAAUUUUAAUGAUCCAGAUCACCUAAUUGAGGAUAAGUAUGCAAGAUAUCGUGACCAGAUGACACCUGAAGGUCAUCGUGCUCCUCUGGCUGAUUUAUUCAGAGCCAAUCGCAGUGUCAAUAGUGUCAAUACUCAGACGCCUGCCACUGAUCUUCCUUCGAGUUCUUAUUCCUCAGGCCCUCCAUCUAGGAAUUCAGAAUCUCCGUUAAUACCAGGUUCAAUGGAAUUGUCGCGUCCAUCUAGUGACCUGCUACAAGGUGGAAGUCGUGGCUCCACGCCAGAGCAGGAACGAGAAGGACGCUUGGGUACUUCUCCUCACAUCAACAGGUUUCUCGCUAGAGAACCACCAGAUGGCUGUGAAAAAGUCAAUACUAAGUUUGUUGAAGAAGUUAGGCGGCCGAUGGCGGAUUUGAGUAAACUUGACUAUUGCUCGAAGCCUUGCGUUGCAUUCCAAUUAAAGCCAAGCCUAGGGUCGGCGUUCCUUCCAUUGCAGCAGGUCAGUCCAACCAUGGUUACUACUAGUACGUCGCCUUCGUCACACACAGCGCCAACAACUCCACCUCCAAAUCCAUAGUCCUUGGCUAUAUUUUUCAGUGGGAAACGCGUUAAUCUAACUGGUAUAAAUAUGACUUACAUAUAUAUGAAUACAUAUAUUUUUAUUUAAUUAACAUUGCGGCUAGGAAGUCAGCAUCUUUUACAAAACAGAAAUCAAUGCACAUACUUUCUAACCUACAUAAACUAUUUAGAAAGGAAGCGUAUAGUUACCCAUGAAAAAGUAAGCUGAUACCCAGUGUGGCUCAAAAGGUCUGAUUUUGGGCCAAAUAAUUGUGUUGCUAUGAAUUUCGAAUUGCAUCAACACUCAGACAAAAAU